Messenger RNA from Elgaria multicarinata webbii, 1256 nucleotides. RefSeq names its product TatD DNase domain containing 3 (gene TATDN3). NCBI's taxonomy places the organism in Eukaryota, Metazoa, Chordata, Lepidosauria, Squamata, Anguidae. The transcript is spliced from 10 exons. The coding region runs from base 83 to 892 and encodes 269 amino acids. The record is from RefSeq and is a predicted model, not a curated record. Gene Ontology annotation, molecular function: hydrolase activity, acting on ester bonds.
CGCACCGAGGCAAGUUGGCAAUGCCCGAAAAGAAGUCUGGCUGGAAACGGAGGUCUUCCCAGCGGGAGUUCCGGAUGGAAGGAUGGGGGCGGUGGAUUGUCACUGCCACCUCGCGGCGCCCGAGUUCCAUGGGGACAUUGAAAAUGUAUUGGAAGAAGCAAAGAAGUCUAAAGUUUUGGCCCUCGUGGUAGUUGCUGAACAUUCAGCAGACUUUGAAAAAAUUAUUCAUCUUUCUGAAAGGUACCCAGGAUUUGUCUUUCCAUGUCUGGGGAUGCAUCCAGUUCAAAGUAUUCCAACAGGACAUGAGAGAAGCGUUUCUUUAAAGGAUGUGGAUGAAGCAUUCCCACUCAUACAUCUCUAUAAGGACCGCUUGUUGGCCAUCGGAGAGGUUGGUCUGGAUUUCACUCCCAGAAUUGCCAACACUGAUGAGCAGAAGGAAGGUCAAAGACAAGUCCUGAUCAAACAGAUUCAACUGGCAAAACAGCUAGAUUUGCCUUUAAAUGUCCACUCCCGCUCAGCUGGAAGGCCAACCAUUAACCUCUUAAAGGAACAAGGUGCCGAAAGGGUGCUGCUCCACGCAUUCGAUGGCAAGCCCUCGGUGGCAAUGGAAGGGGUGAAGGCUGGAUAUUUUUUCUCCAUUCCUCCCUCCAUUAUAAGGAGUGAACAGAAGCAGAAACUUGUGAAACAGCUUCCCCUAGAAAGCAUUUGCUUAGAAACAGACUCUCCUGCUCUAGGUCCUGAGAAACAGGUGAGAAAUGAACCAAAGAAUAUCUUCAUUGCUGCAGAAUAUGUUGCUAAAAUAAAAGGAAUUUCCAUGGAAGAAGUUUUAGAUGUGACAACACAGAAUGCACAGAAGGUCUUCCCUAAACUGAACAAUUUCCUUCGGAAGUAGCUUAUAUUCUACUGCAGGGGUGGGCAGCCCACACCCAAACUGCCACAGACGUUGGGGCCAAAAACGUUGCCUCAUCCUGUUCUACUGGGACUUAAUCGAAGCCAGUUGAUAGCCCUGAGAUCUGGCUCUGAUAUACAUGUGAAUGUAACUUCACAGGCUUCAUAAUUUUAAGUUUAUGAAUGUUCUGUCUUUGUUUCUUCCAUUGUGUCUAUCAAUUGAACAGAGUUGCAAACGAUGCUAUUCCAUCAGCGUCGUUCCAUUUUUUCCUAAAUAAGAGACCUAUAAUUGUUACACUUUUUAAAUGUAGUACCUGUGAAUUAAUUCUCAUUGGGCCUAAUAAGCACUCUAAGUAACAAACCGAAAA